Messenger RNA from Marmota monax (woodchuck), 916 nucleotides. It is a transcript of the gene Ift43, whose product is annotated as intraflagellar transport 43. Gene Ontology annotation, biological process: intraciliary retrograde transport. The transcript is spliced from 10 exons. The coding region runs from base 33 to 755 and encodes 240 amino acids. The record is from RefSeq and is a predicted model, not a curated record. Lineage: Eukaryota; Metazoa; Chordata; Mammalia; Rodentia; Sciuridae. Gene Ontology annotation, cellular component: intraciliary transport particle A; cilium.
UGGGACGCUUGGUUUCCAGGAAGUGACGUCAUAUGGCCGCGGAGAUGGACGAGGAGCUGGACCUGGGCGAGGAGCGGCGCCGCAGCUCGGCCUUCUCCGGGGCCAAGAUGGGUCGCCGAGCUCAAAAGGAGCCAGCUCAGGCUGAGAAUCACUUCAGUGACAGGAAUGCCUCGGUGACUCUGACCAGUGAGGUGUUCGUAGGAACAAAGAGAGAAUUCUAUACUGAGAGAGAAAGAAUAGCGCAACGCAAUAAUAAUGGAUGGCAGUGUCACUUAAAAGCUCCCCCUCCCAAGCCUCCUCGCAGGCUGGGCGGCUGGGCGGAUGAUUCCAUGAAGGCGUCAAAGUUUGGGAGGAAGGCUUCAGAAGAGAUAGAAGACCACCGCCUCAGACGGCACAGCCUGGAUGGAAUGGAUGACGGAGGAGAUAUUCCCAUCAUCCCGGAUCUGGAAGAAGUGCAGGAGGAGGACUUUGUUUUGCAGGUGGCAUCGCCUCCGAGCAUCCAGGUGAACCGGGUGAUGACCUACCGCGACCUGGACAAUGACCUCAUGAAGUACUCGGCCUUUCAGACCUUGGAUGGUGAGAUUGACCUGAAGCUCCUCACCAAAGUGCUGGCUCCAGAGCAUGAAGUGCGAGAGGACGAUGUUGGUUGGGACUGGGACCAUCUAUACACGGAGGUGUCCUCGGAGCUCCUCACCGAGUGGGACCAGGUGCACACUGAGAAGGAGGACCCCCCAGGACCACCUCAGAACACCUGAACGCAUUAUCUCUGCCUCAGACCUGGAGCAAUGCAGUAGGCCUCAAGCCAAGGAAACUUACAAGCGGAUGAGAAUUUCUAUAUGGAAUAUUUUGUAAUAAAAAUAUUUUCAGUAGACCACACUGGGUCAUUCACAUGCAAUAAAUGGCUUUAUUCUGUGGA